This is a messenger RNA of Anguilla rostrata (American eel), 2721 nucleotides long. RefSeq lists its product as uncharacterized. Gene Ontology annotation, biological process: regulation of immune response; regulation of signal transduction. The coding region runs from base 6 to 497 and encodes 163 amino acids. NCBI's taxonomy places the organism in Eukaryota, Metazoa, Chordata, Actinopteri, Anguilliformes, Anguillidae. The record is from RefSeq and is a predicted model, not a curated record. The transcript has 4 exons.
UUUACAUGCUUUACAUCUGUGCAGACAGACCCCAGAGACAAGUGUGUGUGUGUGUGUGUGUGUGCAUACAGAGUCUCCAUGUAUUUCUGGGAAUGGAUCUAAGAAUAUAUCAUGGAAAUAUUAACAAGCAAACCUGUGAGCAGUUGCUUUCCAAGAAGGGGAAGGAUGGAACUUACUUGAUUCGAGAUAGCGAGACCAUCCAGGGUGCCCUAUGCCUCUGUGUUUACAAACAGAAGAUGGUCUAUACCUACCGAAUUCUGCAGACCCACACAGGACAGUACACUUUACAGGCUUCUGCCGGUGUACAGGAGAAGUUCUUCAAGACACUGCAGGACCUCAUCAAAAACUACAAGACACGUGGCCAGGGUCUGGCCAUGAACCUCCGUCAUGGUGUAAAGAGGGAGAGUCCACCACAACAGAAACAUGUCCAGGAUGAAUCACCUGACUAUGAGGAAGUGGAAGAUUCGUCGGACUACGUUGCUGUCCUGCCAUCUUGAAUAUGUUCAAUGACCCCCAUCGUCCUGCUCCUUUGAUUUGACUGUGGACACAUUGAUGGCUAUGUCCUAUGAACUUCUAUGUCAUCAGUGGAUGUCAGGAACUUGCCUGUUCCAUGAAUGGCCACACAAAGGCCGGUGUCUCACUGCAGUCAGAAGCAAGCAUCCAGUCUUAAGCAUUUGUGUACUCAAGUUUUCACCUUCUUUCUUUUCUACUAAAUACAUUUUUUUAAUGAAACUGCAUUUAGUUUGCAAGUGAAAAAUAUCAAGUUUAUUGUUAGCUGUCAUCCAGUCUUCGACAUUUGUGUAGUCAAGUUUCCAUAAGCUUUCUUUUCUACUAAAUACAUUUUUUAUGAAACUGCAUUUAGUCUGUAAGUUAAAAAUACCAAGUUUACCGUUAGCUAUGGAUAUGGAUAUUGUUUCCCACCCAAUUAUCUUUGUAUAACUUUGAAUCUACAAACAUUGUAUUUCACAAUGCUAUAUUUGUGCAUCCAACCUUGAACUGAAAAAAUUAGUUUUUUUAUUAGCAUGUUUCUUUAAAUGUGCUUCCUAUAAUCUCAUUGGUUCUGAAGUCUUAACUGGUGUUAUGCUUUAAAUCUUUGGGUGAGUUGGCUUGAAUUAUUAACUUGUGAAUGCGUGAAUCCAUAUAUUUUAAGCCCGAUAUUUUAACAACCCAUAUUUUACAAAAUAAAUCUACGAUGAAGGUUAAUCCACAGAAAUGGAAAUGGCCGUUUCCGUCUUCAUCCCGGAACUCCUCUUAAACGAAGCAAACUCACAAACGCCACCAACACUACAUCUUUCAGCAGAAAUAUGCAACUGUUUCACAAACCCAGUUGCAUCAGCCCGCCAUUACAUCUGUGCCACUCACCACACCAUGUGCAUUUCCCUGAGCUUUCAUAGAAAUCAAAUGGGUGUAACCCCACCCCACAGGAACACCUGGUUCACAUCACUUGAGGCCAGCCACCAAUUAUAAAAAGAAAUGGAAAGGGGAUUAUGUGUGUGUCCGAAUGUCUUACGUACUUGUAACACAAUGCAAUGAAAUAUUCUAGUAUAAUUAUAAUAGUAUACUGUAUCUAUAAUCGGGCACCAGAAUGGAUGUGCACUUUUAAAAAUAAAAAUGAAAGACGCAGUAAAAAAUUUGGACAUGGCUGAACCUGAUCAAUGGUGCAUCAUAGUAGGCCUAGAUUAUUUUAAAAAAUACAGAAGAGUGCUGAUAAACGCUAUUUCUGUGCUACGGAAAGCAAACAGACACAGUUCCUAAAGUGGUUCUUCUAUAUAAUGAAAAAACGUGGGUCAGUUUGUUAAUAGUUCUGUUGUUUCACUUCUCGAUCUGUACUGUGAUGUUGUUCGAGAAAAUUCUGCAAUAUAGAGCUUGGUGGGAAAAAUGUUUAUUAGGUUUCAAUUGGUUUUAAUUUUACAGGAUCACCUUGAAUCCUUUAAAUAAAAGAAUAUAUAUUACUUGUAGUCAUGGUUAAUGGUAUUAGUUUCAAUGAAAAUGUCAGAGCCUCCAAGCAAACGGCUAUUUUAAAAAACCCCAAAAAAAACAGGAAGUGGUAGGACUGCCUGUUGAUGGUGGCUUGAUCAUGUCACCGUUGAGGGCAGGCAAGUGGAAACUGUGACUUUCUUCGUUCAGUGCUGCACAUCAUGACAACUUUGAACAAUGUUAACCUAAUAACCAAAUAAAAAGCAUGCAAAAAUAAUAAUAGCUAUACUUUUUAUUUUGCAUCAUGUGGCAAAAUGGUGAUGUGUUGAGCAAGCGUGAAAUACUUGAAAUGCAUAACAACAGUUGACAUAAGUGCAAAAUAUAGGCCAGUUAAAUGAAAUAUUCCUCAUAUUCAUUUCUCAUUAACAAGUGUUCUGGGUUUGAACACGCACAUCCAAUGUACCAUAGCUACAGGUGCUGUGCGGAGUCCAAAUUAAUAGGAAAAAACAUAGUUUGGUCGAAACAUUGCAGUGUUGUACUUAUUUGGGAGCAUCUUUCAUUAGCUACAGUAUGAUGACUUCAUGUUUUUCUCAUGAAAGUGUUGCCAUAUGUUUCCGCUGAGUCCAAAAAUGAACCAGUUGUAUUUGGUUCUGUACACAGCACAUGCUAGCAUACUGGCAUACUAUCUAAUGUUUUACAGGCUGUUCAGUUUAAGGUGUUCCACACUGUUCUAUAAAAUGUGUUGCACACUGUUCUGUAAAAUACAUCACAGUAUGUUACAGAAGAAUAAAAACAUUUUCCUCA